AUGCCCGCAGAAGGUGCAAGCAUCAAAAAUGCUGAUGUACCUGCGGCUGCUCCUGCGCCGAUUGCAGAUGGCAGCAAGCAAAUCAAUCGCUCUGCCGACUCCACAGCCAAGCCCCCAAAAGGUGGGGCGGCCCCCCCGCGACACUUCACGGAGACUGCUCCGGCUUCUGCAUCAGAUACGCUACCUCCAAGGGAGGAAGCAAUGGAAGGUGCUGCCACCCUGUCGUCGAAGGAUCAUCCUGCGACGGAGGCGUCUGACAAGAGUGACUGCAGCAGCCACCGAGGGCCAGCAUUUUGGAAUCCGUACCUUGACAGUGAUAGCGAGAUUGCCAGCAGCCUUUCCGAGCGUGGUGGCGACAACGGGCAGCAGCCAGCGCAGCCCUUCUUUUGUCGACCUGGCGCAGAGCAGGCUCCUGCAAGACCGCCUGGCACUUGGAGGCCGCCCAAUGCAUCGGAGAGGGGACUCGAGAUGCUGGCUUCAGCGCCUGCAGCGCCAUCACGUCCACCAG
This is a messenger RNA of Symbiodinium pilosum, 508 nucleotides long. Lineage: Eukaryota; Dinophyceae; Suessiales; Symbiodiniaceae. The record is from the annotation of a GenBank genome assembly.